AGACACUUAGAGGGACCUGGCUCUCCUCUUAGUGGGCUCCACUGCUCGACUAAACUGCUCUCCCUCUCUCUGCUCCCCUUUUUCUCUGUAUUCUUCUUCUUUUAGAAGAAACUAAACCAGCCAUGUCGGUCAGGGGUAGUAGUAGUUUCAAGUCCUCCUACACUACUGUAGGUGGUGGUGGCGGUGGUGGUGGUGGAUUCAAAGGAGGAAGAAGGUCAUUCUCAUCACACUCUGCUGUUGUUAGUGGUGGUGGGGGCAGGGUUAGGGCAAGUUCUGCAUUUGGACUUGGUUCUGCUUAUGGCGGAGGUGGUGGUGGUGGUGGUUAUGGUGGUGGAGCUGGUUUUGGUGGUGGAGCUGGUUUUGGUAGUGGAGGUGGUUUUGGUGGUGGAGGUGGUGGUUUUGGUGGUGGAGGUGGUGGUUUUGGUAGUGGAGGUGGUUUUGGUCCUGGAGGUGGUGGUGGCUUCGUCCCACCAAUUACCAAUGUCCAAGUCAACCAGAGCCUGCUGGCCCCUCUUCAACUUGAAAUUGACCCCCAAAUCCAGACCGUUCGUACCCAAGAGAAGGAGCAGAUCAAGACUCUGAACAACCGCUUCGCCUCAUUCAUCGACAAGGUGCGUUUCUUGGAGCAGCAGAACAAAAUGCUGGAGACCAAGUGGAGCCUGCUGCAGGACCAGACCACCACCCGCUCCAACAUCGACGGCAUGUUCGAGGCCUACAUCGCCAACCUGCGCAGACAGCUGGACGGGCUCGGCAAUGAGAAGGUCAAGCUGGAGGGAGAGCUGAAGAACAUGCAGGGACUGGUGGAGGACUUCAAGAACAAAUAUGAAGAUGAAAUCAACAAACGCGCUACAGUGGAGAAUGAGUUUGUGCUCCUCAAAAAGGAUGUGGAUGCUGCCUACAUGAACAAAAUUGAGCUGGAGGCAAAGGCUGACUGCAUCCAGGAUGAGAUUAACUUCCUCAGAUCCCUCUAUGAGGCGGAACUGGCAGAGCUCCAGGGACAGAUCAAGGACACCUCGGUCAUUGUGAGCAUGGACAACAGCCGCAACCUUGACAUGGACGCCAUUGUGGCUGAAGUUAAGGCUCAGUAUGAGGAAAUUGCCAACCGCACCCGUGGUGAAGCCGAGGCAUGGUACCAGGCUAAGUACCAAGAGAUGCAGAGCAGUGCUGGCCAGGCCGGAGAUGAACUCCGCAACACCAAGAGUGAGAUCGCUGAGCUCAACCGUAUGAUCAGCCGCCUCCAGAAUGAGAUUGAGGCAGUCAAGGCCCAGCGUGCCAACCUGGAGGCCCAGAUCGCAGAGGCUGAGGAGCGCGGUGAGCUGGCCGUGAAGGACGCCAAGCUCCGCAUCAAGGACCUGGAGGACGCACUGCAGAGAGCCAAGCAGGACAUGGCCCGCCAGGUCCGCGAGUACCAGGAGCUCAUGAACGUCAAGCUGGCCCUGGACAUCGAGAUCGCCACCUACAGGAAGCUGCUGGAAGGAGAAGAAUCCAGAAUUGGUUCUGGUGGUGGAAAUGCAACCAUCCACAUACAGAGCUCCAGCUCCGGCGGUGGUGGAGGCGGCGGCGGCAGCGGCGGCGGCUUCGGUUACGGCGGCGGCAUGGGCGGCGGCAUGGGCGGCGGCGGUGGUGGCGGCGGCGGCUAUGGCUUCAGCGGAGGUUACGGCGGCGGCAGCAGCCUUGGCAUUGGCGGCGGUGGUGGAUACAGUGGUGGAAGCUCCAUGAGCGUAAGAAGCUCAGGUUACUCAUCACGCCACUUGUAAAAACCACCACUAGCCUUGUUUCUUCCCUCACACUGACACCCCCCCCCCCCCCCCCCCACUCCUCCUAGAGUCGUCCAAAACCAAAAAAAGCCCACCACCUCUCUACUAGCAGCAGCAGAGGCCAUAUUCACAUAACGGUAGCGCCAUGUUUGGCAGUUACUGCUUUUUUGGCACCAACAAAAUCUGCAGAGAGUUAGAGAAGCUAUUCAGAUACAAGUCGAGACAGAGAGAAUAUAAAACCAAAAACAAAGAGCUACAAAGAUAUGAGUCAGUCCUCUCUUCCUUUGAUCAGUCACCCUGGCUGGCUUUGUGUUGCUGGAUUUGCUGUCUCAUAGACAAGGCCUAACUUGUAGUGUCAUGACAGAGAAUCCUCACAGGGCAACCGCCGCUGCACAUAAACAACAGAAAUUUUUUCAGAUUUGCUCAGAAAGAGGUGUGGAUGCCGUGUCUGGUCUUGAAUUCACGCGUCCAACAUCCCAACCAAACCAUCCUCUUUCCUGCAGCGUCUCCUCAGUUGUGUCACAUUUGUCAACGUGUGCGUUUUGACAUCAAAAGCAGCCACACACAUACACACACACAGCUAACACUUUCACACUGAGGUUUGGGAUCCUCCUUUUCUUCUCCUGAUUUGAGAGAAAUUGAGCAUGUUUCGAAUUGCUUUGUUUUCAUUUCACUCUCCAUAAGUAACCACGGUCAAAGGCUGACUGGGAAACCAGAUUUAUUGUGAAUUUGUACCACCAAGCUGUCUGAAAUAAAUCUGUGUCCAUAUCCA
Betta splendens (Siamese fighting fish) is the source of this 2529-nucleotide messenger RNA. RefSeq names its product keratin 5 (gene krt5). Bases 123 to 1757 code for a protein of 544 amino acids. The transcript has 9 exons. Gene Ontology annotation, biological process: keratinization; intermediate filament organization. Gene Ontology annotation, cellular component: keratin filament. NCBI's taxonomy places the organism in Eukaryota, Metazoa, Chordata, Actinopteri, Anabantiformes, Osphronemidae. The record is from RefSeq and is a predicted model, not a curated record. Gene Ontology annotation, molecular function: structural constituent of skin epidermis.